Molecule: messenger RNA, 1030 nt
Organism: Chiloscyllium plagiosum (whitespotted bambooshark)
Lineage: Eukaryota; Metazoa; Chordata; Chondrichthyes; Orectolobiformes; Hemiscylliidae
Source: RefSeq, a predicted model, not a curated record
AGAGAGGGGGUUGGGGGGAGAGAAGGUGCUGGGACUGCGGGAGGAGGGAUGGCGGCUGGUUCCUCUGCUUGUGUUUAGCCUUUGGUUUGUCGGUUUGCAGGUGACAAUGGGCCGUGGACUCGGUGUCACUCACCGUAUCCUGGCCAGGAGCUGCCCCCUAAUGGUUUCCCGCAAUCACUGCACCUUUCGCAUCACUUCAGAGGGUCACUGCCUCGUCGUUGACAACCAGAGUCUGAACGGAGUGUGGGUGAAUGGGGAGCGGAUUGAACCCCAGCAGGUUCACCGACUGAGUGAAGGCGAUGUAAUACGGCUCGGCGUGCCGCUGCGUGAUAAAGAGCGGGCAGAGUAUGAGUAUCGAUUAACCUGGAGAGACAGGGAACAGGAAGAGGCUGGUUCCAGGGGUACAGCCAGAACCAAGGACAGUGUGAGAGUGAAACGCAAACACAGCUGUGACCAAGUGGAGCCACUGGAUACAGACGGAGCCCAGUGCUACACCAACAAAAUUCAGCGACUCUGCCAGUCAAACACAUCAGAGAACUGCACCAGCCGAGACAGGCAGAGACUCACAGCGGGUACAGACCCAGGGCCCAGCCGAGACGGGCAGAGGCUCACAGCGGGUACAGACCCAGGGCCCAGCCGAGACGGACACAGACUCACAGCGGGUACAGACCCAGGGCCCAGCCGAGAUGCCCACAGACUCACAGCGGGUACAGACCCAGGGCCCAGCCGAGAUGGGCAGAGGCUCACAGCGGGUACAGACCCAGGGCCCAGCCGAGACGGGCAGAGGCUCACAGCGGGUACAGACCCAGGGCCCAGCAUGAUGAGAAAGACUUGUAUCCAAUCGUGCCCUUCUGGGACACUGAGAGCAAUACCAGGGGUACAGGCAGACGGACUGUCAGUACCUGGGGAAAACGACAGUCAUGUUGAAGAGCUGGCUGCCAGUGUUCAGGGGCUGCAAGAGCUGCAGGGAAAGCUGCACAAAUCUCUGCCCACAGAGCAGCAGGAGCGAAAGGUGGGGAUCAGAGGACCG